Molecule: messenger RNA, 2480 nt
Organism: Culex pipiens pallens (northern house mosquito)
Lineage: Eukaryota; Metazoa; Arthropoda; Insecta; Diptera; Culicidae
Gene: ecd
Product: protein ecdysoneless
Exons: 3
Coding region: 322-2439 (705 amino acids)
Cellular component (GO): nucleus
Source: RefSeq, a predicted model, not a curated record
CGCGAUAAAAACAACAAUCCUUUGCGCAAAAAGGUGCGAGAGGAGGAGACACAAGAAAAAAAAAGUCGAUUGACCAACCGCGAGAGAGCGAAAAACCAAAACAGUCCUCUUUUGUCCACCGCAGAAAAAGUCCGUAAAUCCGAUUUACGACUGCAGCAGCACCAUUCGCGGAGUAGUGUGUUGUGACAAAGCCAGCAAAAGGUGAAUCACCGUCGUCAAUCUUGUCUCUCUCUCGCAGUGACCCCGCGGUCGUCGUCGUCGUCGAAACGUUGAACCGAAAAAGGAAGAUAGAAUAAGUUAACAAAAUCGCGUGUGAAAAAUAUGUCCUCCAUCCAAAACAACGCCCUGCAGCAAGUCCGCGAGGAUGACUUUGUCGAGUACUUCCUGUUUCCGGGUGCCUCGUUGGGAACCGUGGCCGCCGAUGAGGACGAGGCCCUCGAGAAUUGUGACCCAGAAUCGGCUGCGGCAAAGUCUCUUGGGGCGUUGCUGGCCGAGGUCAAUAAACUGGCCAAGGAGUUUUGCCAGCGGUACAUUUGGCACCGGGACGGGUUCAAGGUGGUGGCCAGAAAGGGCGGAGAUCGCCAAAGGCGCUUACUGAUUGAGGCCAGCGGACAGGACGGGGAUGGUGGUUUGGAGGCGGACGCUCCCCUGCCGUCCCAUCUGUACGGAAUCAGCCACUACGGGGACAACAUCCAAGACGAGUGGUUCAUCGUGGCCCUGCUGUUCCACCUGACGCGACGCAUCCCGGGCCUGGUGGCACGUGCCGUCGACUCGGACGGGGAGUUUCUGCUGAUCGAAGCCGCCGAACAUCUGCCCCGGUGGGCGGCCAAUCCGGAGCGGGCCGAGGGCCGGGUGUUUAUCUACGAGGGGGAGUUGUACUUGAUUGGUGGGGAGGGGGAUGGGGAAGAUGACGAGUUGUCGUUUGAGCGGGUGUUCCGGGAGUUGAAGGGCGAUGGGAGGACGCGGUACGUUGGCUCGAAGGCGAUUCAGGGAUGUAUUGAGGAACGGAUAGGGGAGUUUCCCGAUCGGAUUGAGGACAGUCACCACCGGACGACGUUGUACGUGCCGGUUGGGGUGGCGGCGGUGCUGAAGGAGAACCCGCAGCUCGUUUCGGCGGCCGUGCUGGCGUUUUGCAACCGGGACUCGAUCGAUUUGAAGGCGUGCCGGGCGAUGCGGUACUUUCCGCCGGAGAGUUGCGUGUACGUGAGUGUUGUAUUUACUAAGUGUUUGUACGCGAUGCUACUGCACAACAGUUACCUGCCCGAUCGGCGAACCGGCUGGAGUCUGCCGCUGGCCACCGAUCCGAACUAUAAGGCGCACGUGCUGGGGGUGAAGCUGGCCUGUGGGUUUGAGAUUUUGGCGUCGCAGGCCAAGACGUCGCAGUCGCUGGAUACGGAUAAGGGAUGGAAGAGUUACUUUGAGUCGCUGAACUCGAAGGGGUACUUCCAGGAGAACAUCGAGGGAUCGCAGGAAUACACUCGCCUUCUCGGCAUCGCCAAGGAAUACUACCAGGAGAAUAAAGAUUCGAUGAGAUUCACCCCAAAAAUCGGCGAAGAAAUCGUGUCCAUCCUGAAGCGCAACGACUACGACCCGGAGGAACUGCGCAAAGAAGGCCUGGAUCUCCCCUCACCCGACGACGACAGCUGGAUCAACAUCUCCCCCGAAGAGUUGGACCAAAUGCUGACGAAGCGUUACGGCGUCCGAACGUUACUCUCCCUCAACGGCAACGCCCCCUCGCCGGAAUCGUUCACCGCCAUGAUGAGCGAAUUUCUCGACCGAAAGAGUGAGUUUGACGGAGUGGACCAGGAUGCGGCCGCUGCAGCCGCCGCCGAAUUGGUCGAAUCGUUCAAACCGACCAAGCCCAAGCGAACCAAGAGCAAGAGCAAGGCAGACCACGUGCCGAACCACAACCACGUGCAACCUCCACCGCUGCACGCGCCAAUCGACUUCGACCCGGACGCAUUCGGCUCUACCGUAAAGAACCUCCUCGAUCUGGUCAUCCCCGAGGAUCGCUGGGACUCGUCCGACAACUCGGACAUGAGCGACUACGGCGAGGAAGAGUACGCCCGCAACAUCGAGGACAUGUCGCCAACCCGAACCGGCAAAGCCGUCCAAAACGAGCUCCAGUCGUACAUGGACCAGAUGGACCGCGAACUGGCCAAAACCACCAUCGGCAAGAGCUUCGAAACGGACAUCAGCGGAGACGCGGCCGAGGAAGCGGACCGCAAGGAAUCCAACGACGACUUUGACGACAUCGAAACCUUCAAACCGGUCAACAUCGACGUCAACACGCUCAAGAACAUGAUGGAGAGCUACCAGGCGCAGAUCGGCGGUCCCGGACCGGCCGCCAACCUGCUCGGCUCGAUGGGCGUCCAACUGUCGAGGGCGUCCGGUUCGCCCAAGUCAAAGCCCGGCAGCACGAAGCAAACCGACGUGUGAAAAGUCGUCAAUCUGUCCUUCCCGAUGCUUUAAGCUUCUCA